GUCACGAAGUUCAUCACUGACCUGAAGAGAUGCUUCUGCGCCAAAGAUGACUGAUUAAUGUACACAGAGACAUCAAGGUUUACUUUAAGAGUAGCUACCGAAGAGCAGGUAUUAGAAGUCAUUUUCUUAGAGCCCCGUGAAUAAUCGUCGGCACCCAGACCAACAUGUGUUUCACCGAUUGUUACAUCGAGCAAGAGAAGAUGGAUCUUUUCAACCUAAUCGGAAAGGCCGUGCUGGAGCUCCACGGAAUGUACGUGUAGGUGCUGAAGAGCAAGUGUUAGAAAACAUGGAAGCGGAUCCUAGGAGAAGUGUCCUCUACAUAGCGCAAAUGAGUGGAUGCCCAAGAUCGACCACUCAUCGUAUCCUUCAAGAGAGAAGACUGUAUCCUUACCAUUACACGAGAGUGCAGCAUCUGCGACCAACCGACUACCCGCGACGAGUACAUUUUGCUCAAUGGUUACUGCGACAAAAUGAACUAAAUCCUGAUUUUUCACGGCGCAUUCUUUUCAACGACGAAUGCUCAUUUUCCCGAGAAGGAAUGUUUAAUGCACACAAUUGGCAAUUCUGGGCACACGAAAAUCCACAUCUCACUAGGGUGACAGCAUAUCAGGAGCGAUUUACUAUUAAUCUAUGGGCUGGAAUCAUUGGUACUACUGUGGUGGGGCCGUUUGUGUUACCUGAUCGCCUUAAUGGGGAGGCAUAUGCUAAUUUUCUACGACUAGAGCUUCCGGCGUUGUUGGAAGACGUUCCUUUGAAUGUACGGCGGAAUAUGUGGUUUCAGCACGACGACGCUCCUCCACAUAAUUCGAUACUUGUACGGCGAACAUUGAAAAGAGUAUCCUCAUAGGUGGAUUGGGCGUAGCAGUACUAACAUCUGGCCUCCUAGAUCUCCAGACCUUUCUCCUUUGGACUUUUUUUUUGGAAUCAAAUUAAAAAUUACGUAUAUACUCGUAGAAAACCCCUAGAUACGUUAGAAGAACUGGAAGAGAGACUGCACGAAACCUACGCUACAGUUACUCCUGAGAUGUUAAAUAAUACACAACACAACAUAAUUCGACGAGCUAGAACUUGCAUUGAAGUUAAUGGUGGUCAUUUUGAGCACAUUGUUUAAUACUCGUAACGUUACAGUACAACGAUUCCAGCCCAUAGAUUAAUAGUAUUGCUCUUGAUAUGCUCUCAAGUUAGCGAAAUGUGGAUUUUCGUUUGCCCAGAAGUGCUAAUUGUGCGCAUUAAAUAUUCUUUUUCGGGAAAAUCAACAUUCGUCGGCGAAAAGAAUAUGCCGUGAAAAAUCAGGAUUUAUUAGUUCAUUUUGUCGCAGUAACCAUUUAGCAACAUGCACCCGUCGCGCAGUCGGCUCGUCGCAGAUGCUGCACUUUCGUCAAUAGUAAAUAAAUUAACAUCAUUUCCAAAUAUUCUUUAUACUAGUAUGAAUAAGACAUCAAUAACUUAGUGGUAUUGGUACUGAUUUGUUUAUAGUUUGUAUUGUUCUUAAAAAAAAUGCAACUAAACGAUUUUUGUUAUAAUUUUUAUUCGUAUCUUUUCAAUCUCUAGAAAGUACUCACAACUUUAAAGAAACUGUUUUAAAUCAUCAUGUGCAGCAUCAAUAUUAUUCUUGAAUAAGUCUCAGUUUUCAGUAUCUCCCCCGCAUGAUUGACACCACAGCAGAUACCUAUGAUCUUAACACACCAGAGAAGUGGAGUCUCGUCUCUUUUUUCGUUGCUUAGAUUAGGUAUCAGCAACUAAGCUGUUCAGUAAAAAUUGAUACUGUUUAUUGAAAAUCAUAAGCACCGAUUAAUCAAAGGCGAUAUUUAUGUUUUAGUACACUUAAUAACGUUCUUUGAAUGGACAUGUGGUACUCUUUUUUAGAAAUAACGAUAAACUUAAUA
This is a messenger RNA of Zophobas morio, 1886 nucleotides long. RefSeq lists its product as uncharacterized. Bases 287 to 847 code for a protein of 186 amino acids. The record is from RefSeq and is a predicted model, not a curated record. The transcript has 3 exons. Lineage: Eukaryota; Metazoa; Arthropoda; Insecta; Coleoptera; Tenebrionidae. Gene Ontology annotation, molecular function: nucleic acid binding.